Trachemys scripta elegans is the source of this 5884-nucleotide messenger RNA. It is a transcript of the gene IL13RA2, whose product is annotated as interleukin 13 receptor subunit alpha 2. The transcript has 10 exons. NCBI's taxonomy places the organism in Eukaryota, Metazoa, Chordata, Testudines, Emydidae. Bases 460 to 1605 code for a protein of 381 amino acids. Gene Ontology annotation, cellular component: external side of plasma membrane. Gene Ontology annotation, biological process: cytokine-mediated signaling pathway. The record is from RefSeq and is a predicted model, not a curated record. Gene Ontology annotation, molecular function: cytokine receptor activity; protein binding.
AAGGGGAAUUUGAGAUGAGAAAUUAUAGACGUCCCAUUUGUUUUCCAUCACAGUGAAUCAUCAGAGCACUUAAAAGAUCGCUGUGCAUUUACCAGGAUAUUUAUAGCAGUGCUUAACACCAAGGCUUAGUAAAAACAGGAGUUUCUGGAUUUCCUGUCCCAACAACCAGCCUGGUCAAGGCUAUGAUCUUUUGACUAUUGCAACAUCAUUACAAUGGGUCACUCAAUUUUGCAGAGGGGAACAGAUUAAAGCACUCUGACUCUUUGUGGAGAACUCCUAAUUCUUCAACCAACAGAUUUAUUAACCAGGGCAGCUAAGGAACUGCCUGCUGGAAAGAACACUCACUCCGGCUUUAACCUCUGCUGUAAAACACAUCCCGGGGCUCUAGGUUUCUCGUGUGCGACUACUUUUCUGGCCUAAUACACUUCCCAGUGGGAAGCUUUGAAGUCUUACACAUAAAUGGACAUCCAGUGGAUUUGUGCUGUCACCAUAAUCCUAGCAUGGUUCUGCAGAGGUUCCUCAGGACACCAGAUAGCAGUUGAACCUCCCCGCAAUCUUCAGAUAAUUGACCCUGGACUCCUAGGCCAUCUCUAUAUAGAAUGGCAGCCUCCACCUUCCCUGCUAACCCUCGACCAGUGUACAAUCAAAUAUAAAUUAAAAUACCGGAGCAUGGGCGACGCGGAUUGGAAGGUUGUUUUUACUAAGAAAUUAAAAUAUGGCGAUGGAUUUGAUCUCAGCAAGAGAACUGAAGCAAAGGUCCAGACUCUGCUAGAAGGACGUUGUACGAAUGAAUCUGAAGUGAAGAGUGACUGGACUCACGCUACCUUCCAGGUUCCUUUACAAGGAGAUCUGGAGUCACAGAUCCGAGACUUCCACUGUGUCUAUUACAAUUGGGAGCACCUCACAUGCACUUGGCAGCGGGGCCGGCUAGCUCCUCCUGGGGCAUGUUAUGAGUUAUAUUAUUGGUACGAAGGGCUGGAUCAUGCACUGCAAUGCAGUGACUAUAUUCAGACCCAUGGAAGAAAUACCGGAUGCACGUUGCAAAACCUGAGGCAGGCAGAAUAUAUUGAUUUCAACGUCUGUGUUAAUGGUUCUUCAGAGUCCACACAGCUGAGACCCUCCUACUUCACAUUCCAUCUCCAGAACCUAGUCAAACCUUCUCCGCCUGAGAAGCUGUCGGUUUCCAUUUCUGCCUAUGAGGAUGUUCACGUGGAAUGGAGCCCUCCUGCUGGGGGUGCGCCCCCGCACUGCCUGGACUACGAGGUGCAGCUGACAGAACACGAUGGCAACGCUGAUGCUCCCUGGACGGCUGCCUCAACCCAAGUGGAAACCGCCUUUACCUUCUCCCAGGCCAAUCGCAGCCGCGUCUCAUGUGUCCGUGUACGAGGGAAAACAAACAUGUUCUGCGCCGACAAGGGCUUUUGGAGUGAAUGGACGCGGGAGUGUUUCUACGUGUCCAGAAAAGAUGAAAAGCAGCUGUUCAUCCUCAUUGCAGUCGUCUUAAGUUUUUUGACUGUCAUCAUCAUAUUUAUAUUAGCUGCACAGCGCAAGAAAAGAACAAAUGGAGAGAAAAAUAUAUCACCUACAUCGCUAUAUUUGGACUAAUUCCUGAACAAAAUGAUUUCCAGAGAUGCCCUGUGAGAUGUCAGUGGAACUUACUGCUGCAUUAUGCACAUGUUAUUGAUGUCCAUAAUAAAGACCCAUGCCAAGUUCAGGUUCCUGACAUUCUUGGCAAAUUACACGCUCCAGUGGGAUGCUAACGCUGCAAAUGGGCUUGUUGUGCAGCUUGUGUCCAAUAGAUCAUCCCAAGAACAGACAUGAAACCUGAACUUCUUACGAGGCUUUUCUACUUCCCCACCCACACUUACUAUGCUUCUAUAGUCCAACAACACGAAGGUCAGAGAAGUUUAUUGACUGAUGCUGGAAUAAUUUUUUCUGAUAAAAUAACGGGGCAAAAAAGGAGGCAGUGGAGACUGUGAUGAAUAAUAACGACAGGUCUGCUGUGUGUGUUUAUAAGAAUGGGUGGAAACACUGUUAACAUGAUGGAAACUCAGUGGAAGAUCGAGAUUAUACCCACCAGCCUAGGAAAGGUUGCUAGAUACUAUCAUCCACAGUCAACUGAGCACCAUACGGUAUAUUUCCCUGCCGGCUCCUCGCUACCUUCUUUCAGUCCACUGUUAGUUUUUAAACAGGGAAAAUUAUUUAACUGCAUUUAUUUAAUCAUGUCAUCUUCCAAGCCACAGUUAUUUGUGAAAGAGGAGACCUUGAAAUGUUUUUUUGCAGGAAAUGGCUGUGCUUACAAAUACAGUGCAUGGCAGAUGGAUCAUUGGAGGAACAAAUCCCAAGGAUACGCUGUCAAGUGCUGGAAGGGGAUGUCCUGCAGGACUUGGACACGGAAAACACGGCUUUACAAAGCACCCAGAGGUGCCUAGAUCUGAAAGACCCUUAUGCCCAGCAGAGGAAAUGUCUGACCAGCUUUAAACAAAGCCUGUGGAGUAAAAAGAGCCCAGUGCUGAUCAUGGACAAAUCACAUUGCACCGAUGCUCCUGGAGCUUGCUUUAGGCGUAUUCUCACUUUCCACAACUCUCUCAGUGAACAUGUGUCCUGGGAGGAGGGUUCAGAAGAAGGAGGGAAUUCUCAGUGACUAGCUGAUGCUUGGAAAAGUGAAUUUCAAAUCACCACAAACCUGAGUCCAACAGCUGCCUUCAUCUGAUCAGAAAAUCGUAACGUCCUAUGGGCAAAGGGCUGAACCUGCACCCUCACCUGGGGCAUGGAAACUGUGUGUGGGUGGGGCUCAGAGAUGGAUGUGCAGCUGGGGGACGAAAGAUGUUUUGAGUAUGAUUGGGCCUUUGUAACGCCGUGAUUGGGCCUCACUUACUAACAGAGAAGGGAGCAGUCCUGGACUUGACAAUAUAGCACAAGCACAGAAAAGGUGAACACAGGCGCAAGGCAUGGGAUGGAAUCAGAAAUAACUAAACGCUGGCCCUGAGCUGAGACUCUCAGUACCAAUCCACCAUGUCCCUUCACGCAGAAGUGUUUGGCUCAUGGAUGUUUCUAAAAUACACUGGCAAAGGGAGCAGUCCAUAUGAAUGCUGUCGGGAAUGUUUGUUUAAAAGCACACUGGCUCAUUCUUUCUUUACUCUGAUUUUCAAACGGCACACAUGCACUGGGGCAUACUAAAAAAGUGCGUCCAACUGCCUGAUGGAUGUGUGCGUCCGUGCACAGUUACUGCAUGUCAGUCAGGUGUGUGUGCAGGCAAGGGUCCCAUGGGGUGCAUAACCAAUGACUUGCACUGCAAUGCAAUUAAAUGUACAUGCAAAAAAAAAUGUAAAUUAGGUGCAGGAUUGCACGGGCAAAUGGGAAAUGUUUCAUUUUCAAUAUGACAUUUUGAGACAAAUGACCAACUGCCACAACAAACAAACGUUGAGCCAGGCCAACUUCCCCCCCUUGUUUCAGGAGCAUCCUGAAGCAUCUUACCCCAGCUGAUACACCACCUCGUCUCAGGUAGCUGCAGCCCCCUCAGGACUCAGUGCCUCAUUAGCGUUCACAAUUAGGAAAGUGGCGAGCUCUGUAAAUAAAAUAGCAGGCGUGCCAGAGAGCGCCUGCCUGCUGCAGGUGUGCAAAGCUGCUGCUGUCUGAGAAGCAGGUCAGCCUGGCCAGGGACUCCCCAAAUGAAAGGGUCUUGCACGGAGACAAAUGGCUCACGCCAGCGAGAGGCUGCUGGCGAGCUGCCCGGUGCUCUGUGCAGCUGAAGGGAGGUCACUGACCAGUUGUGUGCUGGGGGACAGAUUAUGGUGGUUUGCGGUGUCAGCAUGUAAGUUGCUGCUGUCUGUGGGCUGGGGAGAUGCAGGGGCCAAUUUCUUUUAGCGACCCAGCAUAAGUGGCUGGUAUCGGAUGACCUGCCUGGGCUUUCGUGCAGGUGUGGUGUGUGCUUGUGAUCCCCUCAUCACUCCCCCACACAGCUGGCAAUAAGCCAUUCCGAGCCGCUACAGUGGCUGGUUUGGUUAACCCAAAAUAGCCCACAGGCAGCUAUUAUCUUGGUGCUCCGUCCUGUGAGUAAUACUACACGCUAAACUAGGGGCCACAGUCAGGGCCGGCUCCAGGGUUUUGGCCGCCCCAAGCAGCCAAAAAAAAAAAGAUAGCCGCGAUCGCGAUCUGCGGCGGCAAUUCGGCGGAAGGUCCUUCACUCCCAGCCGGAGAGAGGGACCAUCCGCCGAAUUGCCGCCAAAUCGCUGGACCUGCUGCCCCUCUCUGCAGUACCCACCCCAAGCACCUGCUUGCCAAGCUAGUGUCUGGAACCGGCCCCGGCCACAGUCCACACAGCUGUGGUACUUGAGUGUGGCAACAUAUUCUCCCGUAGUCACCCAGCCUCGUCAGUGGCUGGCCUGCAUGUUUUGGAUAGUAAUAAACAUAUUCACGCUGACUCAGCCCCAGGCCACGCAGAUUCUUCCGAGACCUAGUGAGUAAGACAUACAUGGGAUUAUUUAAGUCUUGGGGAGGAAAAAUGUAUUCGAAGCAUUUGGUAAUUUUUAUAAUGGGCAGAAAAAAAGGCUGGGAAUUACCACGGUCACACGAAUGUUGAUGUGACGUCCCAACACCUGUAGAAGUUGGAGAGGGAAGAAGAAAUUAACCGAAAGCACAGCUUGACUUCUGUGACAGUCACAAAAGAAAUGACACUAAUUAAACGUCGCUGCCACCUCGGUUACCUCACUCAGGCAAGUGUUACUGCAAAGUUUAUUUUUUUUAAAUGCUUAUAAAACAGGCUAAGAAACUAUGGAACUGGGGGACAGGGGUGAGGUGUGUUGGCUGCUUGGCCCAGUGGUUCAAGAAACAUAACAGGACUUUGAGGCUCAUUUCAAGUCCACGGCAUCUGUCAGGUUGCUUAAUGCCCAUGUUGUACCAGGGUCUGUUCAUUUACCUUGGACCAUAUUUAUUUUUGAUACUUGUAUUAGUGCUUAUUUCCUAAAUUAAUAAACUUUCUUGCCACAAAACUCAGUGGCCAAACACCUCCAAACUUUAUUGUUAUUCCAGUAGGGGGGGAAAAGCCCAGAAUUUAUUCCAAAUGCACAAGUUGUCUUUACCCUGGUGAUUAAAAGGUAUUCUUUUCAGAUGUGCACUUCUACCCCAAGUCCCUCACAAACUCUAACAAACCCAAAGAGGGGGGAAAGGCCUGGUCUGGCGUAGUUCUGCAGACAUGCACCAACAGUUGCUGAAGGCCUGAGUGAAAAGAAAAACUCAAACGAACUCCGGGCGUCUCUGCUGGUGUAAAGGUGCCGCGUGCCAUUGGCUCUGAUUUGAUCGGCAGCAGGGGCGGAUCUGGGCCACUCGCCCUAGCACUUGGAGGGGGUAAAGCCUCCAGCCAGGUAGGCCUUGUCCAGUGGGGUACAGGGAGAAAAACUGAGCAUAGGAAAAAAUCUCCGGAGAGAGGAAAAACCCCCACCCCCGUGUGCAGCUGGGACCAAUGGAAAGCACCAUUGCUGGGAAUGGAGGAAGCACUGAAACAUAGCAGGUAGUGCUCACUCCUGCCUUGCAAGGGGAAGGGCUCUGCCCUCCUCCGUGACGCUAUUCUAGAAAAAUGCUGCCGGUUCAGGGCAGGCCCGCCAGGCAGCUGGUGUGACACUUUGUUCCUGCUCCAUGACGGGGACCAAAAGCUAUAAACAUAUCUUGCUUUUAUCCUGCACACUCUCACUAUGAGCCCGCGGCCUGAUCAUUUUUUGCCAGAGAAAGGGCAGGGAGCAAGUCUCAUCAGGCCGCCUCCAAAAUCCAAGGAUGCCCUGCAGUGCUAGCAAUCAGGUCACCAGCUAUGGCUGUCAGACAGCCAAGUUUGAAAAGUUUGGCUGUAACGUCCAUGACUUUUUUUUUUAAUAAACUGGACUUGAAUUCA